CUUUUCAUUUGCUCGUGUUCGUACCGCACUACCAUUAUGGCUUCUGUCGCCCGCCGCACUGCGUAUACCGCACAACCGCCGACGUCGUCGACGGCGCCGACCGUAUUUAUUGUCUCGUGGAACGACUUUUUGUGCCCGACGACGUUUCUGAGCAAGCGCAAGAGCAACCAACACGUGACCAAGACGGCAUUCGCAAACUUGGAUGCGAGCAUCGAGCGCAUUCUGCUGCAUGCCAAGCAGUUCGGCACGGUCUUUGUACUCUGCGAAGACAAGGCGGCGACGAUUGAAGCGCUUUGCCACAAGUGGCUACCUCGCACCGCGCGCCUCUUCUCUGCCCCCGAGCUGCACAGCCAGAUCCACUUGAUUUGCGCCGCGACUGCCAUCACGCCUACGUGGCACGCACAGAUCGUCUACUCGAUCUGCUCGCCGCGACUCCACGCUGGCAACAUCGUCUUGGCCGUGUGUGGGAGCGCCCGCUUGCGCGCGAGCUGCCUCGAAGUCGCCAAGUACGUACCCGUCGUGCCCAAGAUUUUCGCAGCCACCGAGGCGGCGCCGUCCGUAAACCAAGCAACCAACCUCUCGCGCAUCGUGGCCGACAACCUCUCCAAGGCCAUGCAGCAUCCCGGUCCUCUCGACGCAACUAUUUAAGAAGAAGAAAAUUCCUACCGGCCAUCCCGUCGUAGCCGAUUGAGAUUUAUAUACCAUGAUGCACACUAUUGUAUUUACCACGCAUGUCGAAUUUGGUGUUUUAACUCACGGAUUUUAUCUGGCAUUAAAGUUUUAUUCACAUGAAAGACUCCACCUGCC
This is a messenger RNA of Saprolegnia parasitica CBS 223.65, 807 nucleotides long. RefSeq lists its product as hypothetical. The record is from RefSeq and is a predicted model, not a curated record. NCBI's taxonomy places the organism in Eukaryota, Oomycota, Saprolegniomycetes, Saprolegniales, Saprolegniaceae. The transcript has a single exon. The coding region runs from base 37 to 648 and encodes 203 amino acids.